CCAAUUAAAUGGUAGAUUUGCCAUUUAUUAGAACGCAAGCGCUUUGGCAGUCUGCCAUAAGAUACCUGCUGAUCAAUUUUGAUCUUAGAUUUUGACAUUAUCCUCGAAUUUCUCGCAGGAACGGUGAAAUCUAUUUAAACAUGGGUAACGAAAGCUCUCUACCCAUGGAGUUAUGCUCAAACUUCGAUGCCGAUGAAAUCAAAAGAUUGGGCAAACGAUUUCGAAAAUUAGAUCUUGACAACAGUGGUGCUCUCAGUACCGAAGAAUUUAUGUCUCUACCAGAAUUGCAACAAAAUCCUUUGGUGCAACGUGUCAUAGAUAUAUUUGAUGCAGAUGGCAAUGGAGAAGUAGAUUUUAAAGAGUUUAUUCGUGGUGUUUCACAAUUUAGUGUAAAGGGUGAUAAAGAAAGUAAAUUAAGAUUUGCAUUUAGAAUUUAUGACAUGGAUAAUGAUGGAUUCAUUAGUAAUGGCGAAUUGUUUCAAGUAUUAAAAAUGAUGGUAGGAAAUAAUUUAAAGGAUACACAAUUGCAGCAAAUUGUCGACAAAACAAUAUUAUUUGCAGACAAAGAUGAGGAUGGAAAAAUUAGUUUUGAAGAAUUUUGUUCAGUUGUCGGCAACACGGAUAUUCAUAAGAAAAUGGUGGUUGACGUUUAAGUAAUCAAACUCUAUUCGACAUGUAAAAACUUUAAACGAUGCUAAACGGUAAUGUAAUUUCAAUUUCAUGAAUUCAUUACUAAUCAUAGCUUUAUCGGAUAGUUUAUAAGUAAAAAUAAAGAUCUGUCUCGUACUAGGGUGAAUUAAAAUGAUCCCCGUUCAGACGUUAAUCAUCGAUAUCAAUUGAUUUGUACCAUAGCACAUAGAAUUGCUUAAGUUCUCGAUAGUACUAAUUUAUAAUCUUUUUUAACCAGUAAUACUGGUUAAGUUCUUCGAUAGUACAAUUGUUACUCUAUUUAUAACUUUUUCUCCUUCUUUCGAAUCAAGGGCGGAUCAAGAUUUUUUUUCUCUCUCAAUUAACAAAGAAAUAAAUUUUUUAAACAGGCAUUAUAUAGUAAGGGAGAAGAUAAAAUUGUUUUUUUUCUGGCUUUUUUUCUUUUAUUUUGCCAUUAAUAAUUUUUAUUUUUUGUUUUGUUCGUUUAGAGAAACUUCUCCCUAAAAUCCGCCAUUGUUUCGAGUUAGACAAUCUUAUUCAAUUUUACAGCUUCAACGUAUAUAUUGUAAAUCCAUCUGGAUUAUUAUCUUUACCUCUUCGCAAUUUACUCAUUAUCCCACCAAAUGAUCAGUGAUUUAUACAUACAUCUCGAUAUAAUACAUUACAUACAUAUAUACGAGCAUAGAAUCAGUUUGAAACUUUUUAUAAUUCCGUAAGUUAUUUAAGAAUACGUAAAGCGACUUAUAAGUAACAGAACUGUCUUUGAAAUACGCGCAAAAUGCAAGUUUUUUGCAUUAGCAUGUGCCUGGGAAAGGGUUUUUAAAUGUAUGACUCGCUAAUUCCACUAAUACACUCGAAUUCAAAACAAAACAAAAACUAUUAAUGCUUAAAAAAAAAAAAAAAAAUGGACGUUGAUGCAAAUGCAAAACGUGUGCAAUAUAUAAUGGAGUGUUCGCCUUGUCAAAUUCUUCGCAUAAUAUAGGACACCUCCUCUUUUUUCAAAUAGGAACUAUAGUUCUUGGAUGGCAUAUCAUGAAAUUUCUGUUUCGCGAAGAUUUAUUAACUCUUAACUUGUAGCUAGAAAAAAGCAAAUUUGUUAUUUUAUAUCUUGCGAGAGUAAUUGAAAAAAAAAUUUUGUCAGGAACAUUUUUCUAUGUCCCUGCAUUUUUUUCUUUUCAUUUUCUAUUUAUUUGUUGUUGUUUUUAUUUUUAUUGCCCACCAAUGUAUUUAAAUUUAAUAUAUUUAAUAUAUUUUCAUUGUAACUUCGGAAGAAACGGAUCAAGGCCAAAUAUCACAUUAAUAGAGGCACAAUGAUUUUUUUUUUCUCAAGAAUUAUUGUGAGUCGAUCCAAGUUUUUUUUUUUUUUUUUAAAAAAAAAAAAAAGAGAACUAGUUGUAAGAAUUAUGCGUCUAGAUAUCUACGUCUUGCCAUGUUUCGUGCAAAAGACUGAAAAACAUCUCGGUUCUCUGCGUCUUUCGAAUGUACAAUAUUGCAUUGGUUGCGUAUUACUUAAAGUGUGGUUAUUUAAGUGAAAGUAUAUAUUAUAAAUAUACAUAAUAUAAUUAUAAAGAAAAACUUAUUCUAACGUUUUAACUGUUUCUAUAUGUAAAUGUUAUGUGCUCUCGCUAAAUGUCCAAUCAAAGUUCAGAAUUUAAAAAAAUAUAUUGCAAUGAAUCUCUACAA
Molecule: messenger RNA, 2331 nt
Organism: Leptopilina boulardi
Lineage: Eukaryota; Metazoa; Arthropoda; Insecta; Hymenoptera; Figitidae
Product: calcineurin subunit B type 2
Exons: 5
Coding region: 141-653 (170 amino acids)
Molecular function (GO): calcium ion binding; calcium-dependent protein serine/threonine phosphatase regulator activity
Source: RefSeq, a predicted model, not a curated record